UGUCUAACGAAUAAAGAUUUUUUUUUUUUUUAAAUAUGGCAAUGAAGCUUUGAUUUGUAGGGAAAAAAGGGAAUUGGAAGAUUUUUGUGUUCAGAGUUCAUUUUAAGAAGGGAUUUGUAGAAACCCAGUUGAGAACUCAGCCAUGGCUAUGCACGUGAGCAACGCGUGCUUUUCAGUAUUCAGCCAUGGGAGAGUCCAGAGAAUCAGAGCUGCUGCUUCUGAGGAUUUUGCUACAUUGAAAACAGAGGAAGAUAAGGUCAAGUUGGGAAAUUCGGAUUUGAAGGUCACAAAGCUUGGGAUUGGAGCUUGGUCAUGGGGUGACACUAGCUAUUGGAAUAACUUUGACUGGGAUGAUAGGAAAAUGAAGGCCGCCAAGGCUGCUUUCAACACCAGCAUUGACCGCGGCAUAACCUUCUUCGAUACAGCUGAAGUUUAUGGCUCAAGGCUUGCUUUGGGUGCCAUAAGUUCUGAAACUCUAUUAGGAAGAUUUAUCAAGGAAAGGAAGCAAAAGGAUCCAGAUGUGGAGGUAGCAGUUGCAACCAAAUUUGCAGCUCUGCCAUGGAGGUUCGGUCGUCAAAGCGUGCUCAUUGCUCUUAAGGAUUCCCUCAAUCGCCUUGAACUUUCUUCAGUUGAACUCUAUCAACUUCAUUGGCCUGGAGUAUGGGGAAAUGAAGGGUAUAUUGAUGGUCUCGGAGAUGCUGUUGAGCAAGGGUUGGUGAAGGCUGUUGGUGUUUCAAACUACACCGAAAGGAGACUGCGUGAUGCAUAUGAGAAGCUUAAAAAGAGAGGUAUCCCACUGGCUUCAAACCAAGUGAAUUACAGCCUCAUUUACAGAAUACCAGAGGAAAAUGGUGUGAAGGCUACCUGUGAUGAACUUGGAAUCAGUUUGAUUGCCUAUUCACCAAUUGCCCAAGGUGCUCUUACAGGCAAGUAUACACCAGAAAAUCCACCAGAUGGCCCUCGGGGGAAAAUUUACACUCCUGAAUUUUUAACAAAGCUUCAACCUUUAAUUAACAGAAUUCGAGAAAUUGGAGAGAACUACGGUAAAACGCCCACACAGGUGGUCCUUAACUGGCUGAUAGCCCAAGAAAACGUUGUGCCAAUCCCAGGAGCUAAAAAUGCAGAACAGGCUGCAGAAUUUGCCGGUGCCCUUGGAUGGAAGCUGACCAAUGACGAAAUAAGCGAGCUGAGGUCCUUAGCUUCAGAAAUCAAACCUGUUAUUGGUUUCCCAGUUGAGAAAUUAUAGAUCAUGAAAUAAUGUACCACACACAUUCUUCUAUACAUGAAUUAAAACUUCAGUACAGAAUGAAGGAGCUAAGCUAUUAUACAUCAAAAAAAAUUACAUAUGUAAUUAUAAGUCAACAUUUAAUAUUCAAGGUCUUUGAUUUUGAUUC
Molecule: messenger RNA, 1394 nt
Organism: Humulus lupulus (European hop)
Lineage: Eukaryota; Viridiplantae; Streptophyta; Magnoliopsida; Rosales; Cannabaceae
Exons: 10
Coding region: 143-1246 (367 amino acids)
Cellular component (GO): cytoplasm
Source: RefSeq, a predicted model, not a curated record